AUGCCAGAAGUAAUGAUUUAUGGUAUUCCCGUGACUUUUCCAUUCGAACCUUAUGAUGUACAAAAAGCUUACAUGGAAAAAGUUAUUCAAAGCUUACAAAAUAAUACAAACGCAGUAUUAGAAUCACCGACAGGAACUGGAAAAACUCUUAGUUUGCUGUGUUCUUCUUUGGCCUGGUUAAUGGUUAAAAAAGCACAGUUACAAAUGAAUGCACAACUUGGUAAUUUUUCUGAACAUAGUGGUAGUUUUGGUGGAUCCCUACGAGAUAAUUUAAAAGCAGGCGCUGGUAGUAAAGCUAAAGAUAACACGACUUGGGGUAUGCCAAAAAUUAUCUAUUCAUCACGAACUCACUCGCAAUUGACACAGGCUAUGCAAGAAUUAAAAAGAUCAAGUUAUAAACAUGUUAAGGCCUCUGUUCUUGGUUCAAGAGAUCAAAUGUGUAUUCAUCCUGAAGUAUCUAAAGAAACUAAUAAUAUGAAUAAAGUUCACAUGUGUCAGUUAAAAGUGAAGUCUAGAACUUGUUAUUUUUAUAACAAUGUGGAAUCCAAAAAAGAUGAUAGAUCAGUAAGAGGUGAUGACAUUCUAGAUAUUGAAGAUUUGGUUUCUGUAGGCAAAAAGUUAAAAUGUUGCCCAUAUUAUUUAUCUAAAGAGUUGAAACAAGAUGCUGAUAUAAUUUUUAUGCCAUACAAUUAUUUAUUAGAUCCAAAAUCAAGGAAAGCUAAUGGAGUUGAACUCCUUAAUAAUAUUAUAAUUCUUGAUGAAGCUCAUAAUGUGGAAAAAAUGUGUGAAGAAUCUGCUUCUCUCCAAAUUAGGACUACAGAUGUGGCACUUUGUAUUGAUGAUAUAACACAUAUAAUGAGGUCUUUUGUUGAAGGAAAUGACGAUCAGAUGGAUAUGACCCUGGAUAACAAUCAACCAAAAGAUUUUACAUGUGAUGAUCUGUGCAUUUUAAAAGAAAUGAUGCUUGCUUUAGAGAAAGCUGUUGAUGAAAUUCCAGUUGGGCCAGAGGGUACAACUUAUCCUGGUGGUUACAUAUUUGAGCUUCUCAAUAAAGCAGAGAUAAAGGAUCACAAUCACACUUCUGUUAUAUCUUUAAUAGAUAAUCUCAUUCAAUACCUCUCCACAGCAAGUGCAUCACCUUUUCAAAGAAAAGGUGUUGGACUUCAAAAGAUUGUCGAUUUAUUAAAUGUUGUAUUUAGUGGUAUCUCCCAUGCAUAUAAGGAAAGAAUAAAAAUGUGUUAUAAAGUACACAUUCAUAUUGAAGAUAAGAAGAAUAAUAAGAAAACAGAUAGUUGGGGAGCUUUAAAAACAGGGAAUUCUAAAACUGCUGAGAAAGUCAUUAGCUACUGGUGUUUUAGCCCAGGCUUUGGCAUGAAACAACUAUUAGAUCAAAAUGUUAGAAGCAUUAUUUUGACAAGUGGUACAUUAGCCCCUUUAAAGCCUCUUAUAUCUGAGCUUGGUAUACCAAUUGGAAUACAGUUAGAAAAUCCACACAUAGUUAAGUCAAAUCAGAUAUGUGUUAGAAUCAUAGGCCAAGGCCCUGAUUCCACACCACUGAACUCAAGCUAUCAAAAUCGUGACAAUCCCAAAUAUAUUUCAUCAUUAGGCAGAACUAUAUUGAGUUUCUGUAGAGUUAUCCCAGAUGGCUUGUUAGUGUUCUUUCCGUCAUACCCCAUUAUGACUAAAUGUCAAGAAAUGUGGCAAGCUGAAGGUAUCUGGACCAGUAUAAACAAUAUAAAACCAAUAUUUGUUGAACCUCAAAGAAAAGAUACUUUCAAUGCAAUAAUCAAUGACUAUUAUAAUAAAAUUAGUGAUCCUAGUACAAAAGGAGCUUGUUUUAUGGCAGUGUGUCGAGGUAAGGUAUCUGAAGGCUUAGAUUUUGCUGAUAUGAAUGGAAGAGCAGUUGUUAUAACUGGAUUGCCUUUCCCACCUAUGAAGGAUCCUAGAAUUAUUUUAAAGAAAAAAUACUUAGAAGAGCUCAGGGUUAAAGAGAAAGAAUUUUUGUCUGGAGAUGAAUGGUAUUCCUUAGAAGCAACAAGAGCUGUAAACCAGGCUAUCGGAAGAGUCAUCAGGCAUCAACAUGAUUAUGGUGCUAUUUUGCUUUGUGAUAAUAGAUUUAAUAAUCCAAAAUUGAAAAAUCAACUGUCAGCAUGGUUGAGAGACCUUAUAAAAGUAUCAAAUAAGUUUGGAGAAAGUCUUAGUGAAAUAUGUAGAUUUUUUAAAAAUGCUGAGACUUCUUUGCCACUGCCAAAACUAAAACCGCUGCUACCGCAUGAGGUUAACAACAGCCAUAAAGAAAAUGCUUCUAUUUCUCUGACUGGAGUAUCAUUUCCAGUAACAAACACAAGAGCAGUGAAAAUUAAAAAAUCUGUUAAUGAGUAUCCUAACUCAAAUGAAGUCUAUGCUGACUUUUCUAUGGAUUUUUAUAAAAAUGCCCAAGCGUCAACAUAUGUAAAUGAAUUUAAGCCCAAGGAAACCAAAGAUCUUUUUAGUGUUAUAGAUUCCAGUAAUGAUAGCACACUAUCAGCACAAUCUUUAGUUACAAUUCAUAAGAGAAAUGCAGAGGAAGCGAGUGUCAUUGCUGUGGCGAAGAAAAAGAAAUUAAAAAUAAAAGAUUUUGGGUUUGAAGAAAAUAUUAAGGGGUCUGGUGAAUUACCACAAACAGCAGCUGAAGAGAGAGUGGCACCAACUGCACUAAUAGAUUUUGUCAAAGAAAUAAAAACACUGCUGGAUUCAGAAAAAUAUAAAAAAUUCCAGCUAUCUAUUUCUGCAUAUAAAAAAGAUGGGGAUUAUAGUUUAUUUUUAAGCACACUAACUGAGCUUUUAGAAAGCAAAAGGCUAUUUUAUUUAUUUAAAGGUAUGAAGAGAUUUUUAAAGGAAGAACAUAAAGUACUUUUUCAAAAUUACUGUGAUAAUGUAAAAUUUCAGAGU
Messenger RNA from Brenthis ino (lesser marbled fritillary), 2931 nucleotides. Lineage: Eukaryota; Metazoa; Arthropoda; Insecta; Lepidoptera; Nymphalidae. The record is from the annotation of a GenBank genome assembly.